This is a messenger RNA of Aspergillus steynii IBT 23096, 1758 nucleotides long. Its product is annotated as acid protease. The record is from RefSeq and is a predicted model, not a curated record. The transcript has 3 exons. Bases 92 to 1702 code for a protein of 536 amino acids. Lineage: Eukaryota; Fungi; Ascomycota; Eurotiomycetes; Eurotiales; Aspergillaceae.
UGUAACGUUCGCUCUCUAGUUUAAUUCCACACGUCCCCUCAUAUGGACUUCCAGAAGUGCAUCACAAACCACGGCUUUUCUAGGUAAGAAGAUGUCUGUAAGGCGGACGAUCAAUGCCACAUUGAUCCUGUUUGCACUUCUGGCUCAGGGUGCUCUAUCCUCAAACGAAAGCCAUUGCGUGCCUCACCCUAUCGGAAUAAAACUACAAAAUGUUACACUUGGUGACAACACAGCUCGAGGGGUAUCUCUAAGUCUGGGGACACCCAAGCAGCCUUUCGCCUUCCUCCCACAAUGGCCCCUGAACAAUACAUUCGUUUACGGUACCAAUGGACACUGCAGUGAUUCCAUGUCGGAGGCAGCUUGCAAAACCUUCCGUGGGGGUGCAUACGACGAAUCUACAUCAACAACUCGCGACACAGCCUUGGACUCGCACAUGGAAGAGGCUUCUCCUUAUCCUGCCUUCUCCUGGGUGACAGAUGAUCUCAUCCUCAACGACAAUACGACGUUGGCGAAAUUUCCCGUCGGAAUAGCAAGAGACGACUGGGGUGCUCAGGGAUACCAGCCUCAAGCGGCUUUUGGGCUGGGCAGGAACUCGACCAUACUUAAUGCACUUUACUCGGCUGGCCUCAUUGCGUCACGAUCAUGGGCGAUGUGGUGGGGAAGAACAGGCGCAAGUAAGACUACCCAGCAGGAUGGGAGCUUUGUCUUCGGAGGCUAUGACCGAGCAAGAGCUACCGGAGCGAACUACACGGAUAAGCUGAACUAUGCUAACCCUAAAUGCCCUACCGGUAUGCUCGUUACAAUAUCUGACAUGGUGCUGAAUUUUGCCAAUGGAACAAAUACCAGCCUGUUCAAGGGUGUACAAUCGUCCGCGAUGUCUGCUUGCAUUGUUCCGGACUACCCCGUUCUGAUGACACUACCGAGGGAGCCAUGGUUUGAAACGUUCGAAAUGUCGACAGCAAAAUACACAGAUGAGAGAUCAUUCGGCUUAUACUACUAUGGAAUGCUAUAUGAGAACACAUCCAAAGCGUACACGGGCGACAUAACGCUUUCACUUCUAUCUGGCUUUUCCGUUCGUAUACCGAAUGAUCAGCUCGUCGUUCCCGACGUCCAUAUUGACAAAAGCAGCGGAGCUCUCGUCGCAAACGGAUCAACUCCCGAACUCGUUAUCAAUGCGUUGCAGCAGACCAAUGCGGAUGACUUGCCUCAGUUAGGACGCCAAUUUCUCUCCAGCACAUAUCUCCUGCUCAAUCAGGACACAAGCAGCUUUACUCUCUGGGAAGCGGCGAGUCAGGACGCUGAUAUGGACUUGGUUGCCGUUGACGAGGCAAACCGUCCACUGGACCAAUUUUGCGAUGUGACGAAAAGCAACGCAACGCAGUCUGUGGAUUCAAGCAACAAUGAUCGCAGCCAUCAAGACAAUGGCCUGUCUGCCGGAGCGAUUGCAGGUGGGGUGGUUGGAUGCGUCGUCGGCGCUUCAAUUAUAGCAGGAAGUGCAUUCAUCUGGAUGGCGCGGAAAAGAAAACACCGGAGUGGACCUAGGCCAGAUGCGAGCUCCAUGCAUCAUCAGUCGUCGGCGGUUACUUACACUACCGGUCCUUCAGAUGAGCUUAAUUCAUACAAUCCGAAGCCUGGUUUUCGGUAUGAGCUUCCGGUGUCAAAUCAGUCGACAACAUCUUCCAGAUUGCCGGAGUUACCGUGAAGCUGAUGUACCUUCUUCCCUAAUGAAGUAUAUAUUUUGACCGUUUCCUGAAAUUC